CCUGUCUAGUUUCAAAUUCAAAACUCACAUCAUCACCUUCCACACCACCUUUUUAUUCACCAUUCUCAAAUUCUCUCGCUUCUCAUUUCUAAACGACACCAAACUAAACAUGGCACAGCUUAUGCAAACACCCACGACCGGAACACCGAAAGUCCGGCCACGCUCUGGCCGGACACCACUUCAGCCCAUAAACACUCCCGCUGAUCUCACUAUCCACCUUUCCACAAAGCCCAAACCCAAGCUUGAUCAAUCCUGUUUUGAAAUCACACCGAUCAAGAAGGAAAACUGUCCCAUCACCGCCACCGUGACUCCUCCACUGGAGACGUCGCUUGCGGAGGAGCUGAGCGCUAUGAAGAAGAAGCUAGAGAGACUAAGAGCAGACAAAGAAAAGACAGAGAAAAUGCUGAAAGAGAGAGAAGCAUUGCUUGACGCGAAGAUGAAGGAGAUGGAAGAGAAAAGCGAGAUUCAGAAGAAUCUCGAAAUUCAAGUCGAUCGAUUGUUCCGUUUGAAGGAACUCAAAUAUCGAUGCAUGAGAGUUUCUCCGAUUCGAACGCUUAGAGAGAAAGAACAUGAAAAGAUUAUCAACGAAGCCACACCAUCUACAUCGGAGGUGAAAACAGAAGAAACUAUGCCGGAAUCGGAAUCGGAAUCAGAAUCGGAAUCUGUUAAAGAUGAAUCUGAAGUGCUUCAGAGUCCUGGUUCAGCUUGUUCACAGACAAAUACUACUAAACACACAAAAUCUGAAAAUUAAGAUUAAGAAAUUACCGUUUUGGGGAAGUUUUUCUACUAUACAUAAUUUUCUCGUUAUGGCUUUUCUUUCCCUGUUGAAUUUGAAAUUUGUACUUUUUUAAAUAAUUAUUAAUUAUAACAUCUUAAGAAUGAAUGAAAGUGGUCCAUACUGAUGUUGA
Messenger RNA from Medicago truncatula (barrel medic), 908 nucleotides. RefSeq names its product high mobility group B protein 6. The transcript is spliced from 3 exons. The record is from RefSeq and is a predicted model, not a curated record. NCBI's taxonomy places the organism in Eukaryota, Viridiplantae, Streptophyta, Magnoliopsida, Fabales, Fabaceae. The coding region runs from base 110 to 751 and encodes 213 amino acids.